UCAGUGGCCGCGCGGCGCGAGUCGCGGGCGACAGCGGGCGGCGGCGCGCGGCUGGCCGCUGGACGGCUGCGCUCCCGUGCUCCCGCGGUCUCGCGACCCAUUGCAUUCUGUCGCGGACGCAGCUAGGGCACACUCGGCCACGACUGCCGUCGUCACGGUCCUAUCACUACUUUACGACGUAUUCCCGCCAAAUAUUUUAAUAUACGUGUAAUACAUCUUCGCGUUUCAUGGCAUAAGUGCGCUAUUUUGUUUUGCAAUGCGUUGUUUUAAUGUGUUUUUGAUUCUGUUGUUUAUGUUUUUACCGAAGUCUACGGAGGCGAUUCGAUGGCUGGCGCUGCACGAGAGCGAAGGCAACUGGACGGAGGUUGAGUGCGCGACGGCCAGGCGCGAUGGAGCGCUGUGGGCCGGCCAGGUUCGCGCGUGCCGGCGUCAGCCCGGGGCGAUGGCGCACGUGGCGGCGGCCGCGCGGCUGACGCGCGCCGCCUGCCUCGCCGCGCACGCCGGCGACCGCUGGAACUGCUCCUCUAUCGAGCACUCGCCCAACUACUCGCCGGACCUACUCACCGGUACCCGCGAGCAAGCCUACGUGUAUGCGAUGUCCGCAGCGGCGUUGGCGUGGUCAGUGGCGCGCGCCUGCGCGGCGGGCGCGCUGCCGGCGUGCUCGUGCGCCGCGCCGCCGCGCGCGCCGCCCCGCCCGCCGCGCCAGGCGCACGUCACGCCCGCCGAGCCGCACGCGAGGUUUAAGUGGGGCGGCUGCGGGGACAAUUUUCAGUGGGCUGAGAGAUUUGCCAAGCAAUUCAUAGACAUGCAUGAGAUUGACGUUCGGGAUGGUAAAUUGGAGGAAUUGAUCGAAGUGGAGACGACUACCACCGAACUACCGACCACGUUAGACCCGAACACGCCGGCGCCCGUGGUGAUCCUCGUGGACGACCAGCCGGCGCCGGCGCACGACAACGCCAGCGUGACGGCACGCCCGCGAAAGAAGGGACGCCGCGGGCGCAAGCGGCUGCCGCGAUCGCCUCGCCGAGGCAGGCCAACGAGGAAACGGUUCAGACCAAGAUACGAUUUUGAGGAUCGGAGCUUCAGAUACCGCAACUUGGAGUACCGCAUGGCCGCCGACGACCCCCGCUUCGACCCGCAGGUGGACUUGCGCACGAGACUGCAGCGCCUGCGCCCGUUCAUCGCCUCCGCCAAUCUCAUCAACGUCCGUUUUGGCAGAAAGGCAGUAUCAUUAGCGAUGCGCACCAAGUGCACGUGCCAUGGUGUGUCGGGGUCGUGCUCGGUGCGCACGUGCUGGCGUGCCCUGCCUCCGCUGGCGCGCGUAGCGGCCGCGCUGGCGGGCGAGGCGGCGCGCGCCGGCCCGCUGCGCCCGCGCCGUCGUGCGCGCCGCGCUAAGCCGCGGCUCCGCUACGUCACACCCAGCCCGGACUACUGCGAGCCCGAUCCUGCGGCCGGCUCACUUGGCACACACGGAAGACGGUGCAACGCAAGUGCGGGCAACGCCGCAGGUGGCUGCGGGCGGUUGUGCUGCGGGCGCGGGCGACGGGCCGUGCGGUCCACCCGCCUCGAGCGCUGCCACUGCCGAUACCACUGGUGCUGCCGCGUCGACUGCCAGCUCUGCCGCAUCACCUCGGAGGAUCACUAUUGCAAUUAAAGACCCAAUAUCGUUCCCAUUAGCAGACGUAGCAUAAGCAAUUGUCUUUAUUUAUUUGUCCUUGUCUAAAUCUAGUUGCAUCGGCAAUUACACACUACAGCUCUACACUAUAAAUACUUGCAUACAAACCAUUGAUACAAACUAUAGACACAGUGUGAUAGUGCUUUUUGUAAUAAUGACAGAUUCAAAAAAUCACCUAGGUAUACCAAAGUAGCAUACCUACAAGUUAAUUUUCUGUAUUUUUAUCUCAAUGUCAAACGUUGCUUCAGGCAAAUAUACUAAUAGAUAUUAUUCAUUCGAACUAUGUGAAAUAUUUUGCAUUGAAAACCAAAGAAUUCCCAGAUAAUUGGAUAUACAGAUAAUUGGAUAUAUUUUAAUGUAAGCUAGUCAUGUUUCAGAAUGUUUGUUUGUUAUACCUACAUCGUAUUAAGUAAGUACCUUUUAAAGUUAAUUUCUUAAUACUUACACAAAUCGUAAGAUGAGUAGGAAGUAGCUGUUUUAUACUUAACUGUAGGUACCUAUAAUAUAAUAUAAUAUAAUAUAAUAUAAUAUAAUAAGAUACGAUAUCCCUGUAGAGUAUACGAGUAUUAGCGUAAAAGACGUAGCAACACCUUAAAUAGAUGCAAAGUAUUUGCUGUACUUAGGAUUAAAAGAUAGUUUUGAUGUAAGUAAAUUAACUUUGAAGUAUUCUGUAGUAUUAGACUAGACAAUAGAUAUAUAUUAUAUAUCGACAAUAAAGAAUUGUUAGUGUUGUACUAGUAUUAACUUAUGCUAUAAAUAUGGCUUUUACCGUAAUUACAAAACUAUUAUCAGCUUUAAAAUCCAUCAACGCUCUAUUAGCUUUUAAACUAGGUCUCGUACCAAUCUCGUACCAUCAUUCAUGUUCAUAAAUCAUUCGAUAUUUAAAUAGCUGUUGCUUUUCGGUGAAGGAAAACAUCGUGAGGAAACCGGACUAAUCCUAAUAAGGCCUCAGGGUUGGAAGGUCAGAUGGCAGUCGCUUUCGUAAAAACUAGUGCCUACGCCAAUUAUUGGGAUUAGUUGUCAAGCGGACCCCAGGCUCCCAUGAGCCGUGGCAUCAUGCCGGGAUAACGCGAGGAAGAAGAAGAAGUAUAACAUAGAGAAAC
This is a messenger RNA of Cydia strobilella, 2778 nucleotides long. RefSeq lists its product as uncharacterized. Gene Ontology annotation, molecular function: frizzled binding; cytokine activity. Gene Ontology annotation, biological process: canonical Wnt signaling pathway; cell fate commitment; neuron differentiation. The transcript is spliced from 8 exons. The record is from RefSeq and is a predicted model, not a curated record. Gene Ontology annotation, cellular component: extracellular region. NCBI's taxonomy places the organism in Eukaryota, Metazoa, Arthropoda, Insecta, Lepidoptera, Tortricidae. The coding region runs from base 257 to 1654 and encodes 465 amino acids.